Messenger RNA from Pomacea canaliculata, 1522 nucleotides. Its product is annotated as serpin B6-like. Gene Ontology annotation, molecular function: serine-type endopeptidase inhibitor activity. The record is from RefSeq and is a predicted model, not a curated record. Bases 56 to 1264 code for a protein of 402 amino acids. The transcript has 7 exons. NCBI's taxonomy places the organism in Eukaryota, Metazoa, Mollusca, Gastropoda, Architaenioglossa, Ampullariidae.
AAGCCUGCAGGUGCCACCUGAUGGUUCACAGACUUGGUGUGGAGGAGACAGGACCAUGGUGAAUACCGGACUACGUGCUGCGUUGACUGUCCUUCUGUGUCUGGCAGUGACCACUGCCAGUCCGAGACAUCGCCGAGCUUCGUCGCUCUCAUUGUCCACGUCAUCAUUUGGAACCUCGCUGUACAAGCGUCUGGUGUCUGGGAACCAUGACAACAUUAUCUACUCCCCACUCAGUGUGUAUACGGCCUUGACCAUGACCUUGCUGGGGGCAGGAGGGGUCACAGAGCGGGAACUGAUGACGACACUAGCCGUGCAACCUGGACAGAACAUUCACAGUGACCUUCACACCCUCAUGACCUCACUGACUACAAAUGACCCCGCCUCUAACCUCACGCUGCGCAUGGCCAAUGCCCUGUACUAUGAUGCUGCUCAGGUCAAGGUCACGGACGGCUUCGCGGACAAUAUAAACCGUUACUACGGGGCGGCUCUGAAGCCCUUCCAGAAGCCAAACCCUGAGGAAGCCAUCAACACGUGGGUGGAGGAGGUGACCAAACACGCCAUCACCAACUUCCUACAACCUGGCUACAUCACAGGCGAUGUCAUCCUCAUGCUUCUUAAUGCAGUAUUUUUCGAGGCCUCGUGGAAGACUAUGUUUGAUCCAAGAGUCACCCACGAUGCCGACUUCACUACCAUCUCGGGUGCGGUCAAGCAGGUGCCGCUAAUGUCUAAGGAUGAAAGUUUCUCCGUGAAGAACGUUCCAGAACUGGACGCACGCGUUCUGGAACUGCCAUACAAGGGAGGUGACUACAGUCUUUUCGUCAUUUUGCCCAACACCAAGAACGGUCUGACAAACAUGGAGGACAAGUUGACUGGUCAGGUCCUGGAAAGCGCCCUAUCGUCCAUGCCACAUGCAAUACCUAGGAAAGUGUACUUACCUAAGUUCACUUUGCGCAUGCGUAAAGGGUUGAACGAACCGUUGAAGGCGUUGGGUCUCAAUGCAAUGUUUGAAGCUGGUAGGGCUAACUUUUCCGAAAUGGUGGCCGGAGGAGGUAUUUUUGUUAGCGACACUCUUCACGAAGCAAUGAUCGAGGUGACGGAGUCCGGAACCAAGGCAGCCGCUGUGACGUCCAUCACCUUUUCCCGGAAUCUCAUCCUGCCUGACCCGGAGACACUUUUCAAGGCUGACCACGCUUUUGCAUUCGUGCUCCGGGACAAGGCCAACGGAGUGAACCUCUUUAUGGGUCGUGUUGCUGACCCCCAGUAAUAACUGCAUUGUAUGACUCCAGCAAGAUUCUUCAAAAGCAAAACAUUAUGGCAAUAAUUAUUAUGAUAAAAUUAGCAUUGGAGAAUUAGUUCAAAUCGUAAAAAUUAUGAUAAUUUGUAGAAUUAAACUUUAUUACCUCCCUUGGUAGGAAAAACUUCUUUUCGGUCAAUAAUUAACUAAUCGUCAGGAUAAAUGAGACUUUUCUGUCAUGUUUAAUUUUAGCUGUGCAUUCUUGUUGAAUAAAUGCUGUAGAAAAAG